GGAUGCUCGACAUCAGGAAAACCUUAAUUCGGUCAUUGACGUGAAAAGGUCUCUGGCUUGCUUACUUAUCACGGAUCAAAUCUGGCUAGCCAAACAAGUCGUUUUAAGGUUCACGGCAAAGGACUUUGAUUCUCAAUGCUGUUGUUGUUAUGUUUAAUGAAUCUUUUCCUCUUCUUAAUUUGAUACAAGCUGCAGGUAAUCUAUCUCUUUCACUGUCUUUCUGUCUUUCUUUUUUCUCUCUCUCCAUAUACCAAUCGUCGAAGCUGUGCCAUGUCGACUUCCCCGGAGCAAGAGGCAUCAGUCUCAUCUACAAACGAUGCGACCGCACCACAAAAUAAUCCUCUCAACACCACAUCAGGAGAGGUCAAAGAGAAAGGCGCAGAGAAGACAAUAUCAUGUGUAUCGUGCAGGCGGAGGAAAUUGAAAUGCGAUCGAGUAAAACCCAAAUGCGGGACAUGUGGCAGACUAAGACACGAGUGCGAAUAUCCCGAGAGAAGGAGAAACAUAGGUACAAAGAGGAGAAAUAUGAAAGAAUUGGAAGCUAGAUUGGCACAAGUGGAAACCCAGCUCGUGGCAGAGACGCAACAACUCGCUGCGAAUAAUGCGAAUAAUGCGAAGAAUGCCAUCAAUGCGAUUGAGAUGAACGUGAAUUUAAAUACGAAUGGGAAUUUGAAUACAAUUACAAAUACAAUUACAAAUACCCAACCGGACUGGAAUGCUAUGAAUAUGGAUAUGGACAUGAAUUUCACAGAUGAGGGAAUACAAAAUAUAGGAUACGAUAUCUUGAGUGGAAAUGUCGGGACUGCAUCUACAGUACCAAUUGGAGACUACUUUUCCCAAGAUGUCAUAAGUUUAGGACUACAAGAACCUCUGCCUCCUGAUAAUCUCAUGGAUGAACUAUUCCAAAUAUAUUUCGAAAGAUUUCAUCCAACUUUGCCUAUGAUACACAAGGGCCGAUUCUUUGCCGCUCUGAAUAUGCCAACAAACCAUAGACCGCCGGUUUCGUUGCGAUAUGCUAUGAUGACGGUAGCAGCAUCACUUUCGGACAACUACCAGAGUUAUGCUGAAAUCUUCUACGAGAGAGCUAGAAGAUACGCUGAGAUUACGGAGAUGAAGGGACAAGGAGAGGGUUUGAUGUGCAUACCCGCCGUUCAAGCUUGGUCACUCAUUAGUAACUACGAGGCCACAAACGCUUAUUUUGGUCGAGCAUGGAUGAGUACAGGAAGAUGUGCACGAUUAUGUCAUAUGCUUUCACUGCAAAGGCUUGAUGCAGAGGGACCUUUUGCAGGAAAGAAAUUACUACCUCCAUCGAAGGAUUGGGUCGAACAGGAGGAGCGACGAAGGACAUUCUGGGCAGCUUACUAUGGUGACAGAUGGUCUAGCUGUGCUACCGGAUGGCCAAUGAUGUUUGAUGAGGAAAAGAUUGACACCAACCUACCAUGUAACAAUGAUGCGUGGGAUUUAGGGGUAAAGGAAAACACAUGCUCGUUGGCUGCGGCAUUAACUCCCGAGGGUGCUUCCACGAUAUCAUCUUUUGCUGGAGUUAUCCUGUCAGCAUGUCUGUUCGGUCGCAAUAGCCAGCACACGCUUAAAAGUGGUCCAGAGGAUGGUGCCAACGAUCUCGCCAACGGUUCAUUCUGGAAAAAUCACAGGAAAAUGGACAAUAUAUUGUCUAGUACAUUCAUGUUUCUACCUGAUCACCUCAGAUUACCUGCUGGACUGAGGGAUCCCAACAUUGUCUUUUUCCAUAUGAACAUACAUUGUGCAACAAUCUGUUUACAUCAAGGAGCAGUCAUGGUUGCUGAGCGGGAAAAUAUCAGUCAAUCAUUCAUAAGCCAAAGCGAAGCGAGAAGUUUGAUGGCAGCCGAAGAAAUAACGAAUCUGAUGCGCCUUAUAAGUCAUUUCGAUGCAUCCAAGAUGAGUUCAUGGAUAGGCUUUUGUCUUUAUGUUGCUUCUGGUGUUAUCCUCCAGGAUACAAGAAAGGAUAGACCAAACCCACAAAGUUCCAGCAAUUUAGAGUUUAUGGUGUCAGCUAUGAAGGCUGUUGGGAAAAAGCACAUCAUUGCAAAACACUUUACUGCUCAACUUGAACUCGAAAUUAAGACACAGAGAGUCGAUCGCAAUGAUAUGGCAAACAUUCUUUAUGAUUUGCGUAACUCUCCAGAAGUAGACGACCCGAGUCUUUGCGUUUUUCCUCAUAGCUACCGAAGAAAAGGUCCAAAGGAUGAGUCUUCUCGUAGCUCAAUUGAUACCGGUCAAACAAGAAGCAUAUCUGCCAAUACGCCCCCACAAGCCACACAACAACCAACAUACGAUGCCAUCUCAAAAGUAGUAUCUGCUUGCCCCUUUGCAGCAAACUUCCCUCCACAACUAAAUCCGCAAGGGGAUUCAGGCAGCGAAACAAUUGAAUCCGACUUGAGUUGGCCUCAAACUGGAAAUACCCCUUCUUCAGAAUCUUCAACAUCCAAUACAACAUAUCCAUAUCGCAAUUCAAAAUCUAUGGACUCGAAUUCGAACUGGGCUUUUAAUCCAGAGGCGACGCGGUAUAUGGUAGAUCCGUCGGCGUUGAAUGGCUCGAAUAGAGAUAUGGGGAAUGAAGUGCAGGAUAAUGUGUUAUUGAAUGAUUUGCUUAAUAGUGCACCUUGGGAUAAUACUUAUCAACAUGUUGGUCUGAACUCACGGCACGGUAGUGGAUAGGGGGUUUUUUUUGGUGGAAUGUGAAGGAAACUUGUACAGUAUUAUAUACGCAUAGAUUACUAGGAAUCUCGAAAUAUUAGACAAGAUUUCCACUCCUUCAAUCUUGAACCCUCAGAUUUGUUUAUUUAAUUAGUUGUACCGACUGACUGUUCUUUAAUAUAGGGAUUGGGAUUUGUUUAGGGGAAUUAAAUGAUUGUUGAGAAGCUUAUUUUAUAAAUGCAGAGCUAACCACACCCCGAGGUAGAUUAAUUAUUUUUGGUUAGGAUUCUAUCCUUUUUCUUUGGGGGAGAACCAGGUCUGUGGAAUUGGAGACUUGGAGAUGGAGGGUCCGGGUAGUUCACCCAUUUGCAUCUAAAUGGCGGGUUCUCUUCUCGGGGGCGCGUCUAACUGCGGUUUUAGUAGCUAGAUUUGG
Botrytis deweyae is the source of this 3109-nucleotide messenger RNA. RefSeq lists its product as uncharacterized. The coding region runs from base 271 to 2697 and encodes 808 amino acids. Gene Ontology annotation, molecular function: zinc ion binding; DNA binding; DNA-binding transcription factor activity, RNA polymerase II-specific. The record is from RefSeq and is a predicted model, not a curated record. Gene Ontology annotation, biological process: regulation of DNA-templated transcription; DNA-templated transcription. NCBI's taxonomy places the organism in Eukaryota, Fungi, Ascomycota, Leotiomycetes, Helotiales, Sclerotiniaceae. Gene Ontology annotation, cellular component: nucleus. The transcript is spliced from 9 exons.